AUGCACAAGAACAACCUUACUCACGAUGGUAAAGUGCUCCUUCUUCGUGGCCAUUUUCGUCAAUGUUUAUCGGUCGUCCAACACGGAAACAGGGUGACAGUGCUGGAAGUCACUAUCCGAAACAACGACACUUGGCCUCAGUUUCACCAACUUCGUCUGACUCAAAAUAUGCGUACCGUGGCCGGCAGUCAAGACUACGCCGAUUGGCUCAUUCAGUUUGGAAACGGGGUUCUACCGACGUAUCCAAAACUGAACAUCCCCGAUAUAAAUGAAAUUCCUAAAGAAUUUUUCAAUUAUAACCGGAGUUUAGUCGAGCACGUCUUUGGCGAUCCAGCUAACGGUGAUUGCUUACGAAUCAACAAUCAGAUCAUCAAAGACAUGCCCGGUACGCUUCAUGAGUACAGAAGCAUCGAUACCAUCGACUCUGACGACCCUGAAGAAAUUUCAAAUUACCCAACCAAAGUUCUCAACUCCUUCGACGUCUCCGAAAUUCCCACCCAUUUGUUGAAAAUGAAAGUGGGAGCCGUCAUCAUUCUUCUUAAGAAUAUCGAUUCGCGUCAGGGACUUUGCAAUGGAACCCGUCUCAUCAUCAGGGUGCUCAGAGAAAAUCUGAUCGUUGCAGAAAUUGUUGCUGGAAAAAACAGGGGCACAUCGUCUACAUCCCGCGGAUGA
Daphnia pulex (common water flea) is the source of this 672-nucleotide messenger RNA. RefSeq lists its product as uncharacterized. The transcript is spliced from 2 exons. Lineage: Eukaryota; Metazoa; Arthropoda; Branchiopoda; Diplostraca; Daphniidae. Gene Ontology annotation, molecular function: DNA helicase activity. Gene Ontology annotation, biological process: DNA repair; telomere maintenance. Bases 1 to 672 code for a protein of 223 amino acids. The record is from RefSeq and is a predicted model, not a curated record.